UGUAAUCAUGAAAUCAGUUUCCACUACGUUUACUACUUUGAUUCUUCUUACCAUCACUUCGUUCUCACGAGCAUCGUCAUCAUCUACUGAAAAUUUUCUUGAAUGUUUGUCCAAACAAUUCAUCAACUACUCAUCCAUUUCCAACGAUGUCUACACUCCAACCAACUCUUCAUACUUAUCUAUCUUGAAAUUUUCUAUCCAAAAUCUGAGAUUCGCAACAAAUUCUACUCCGAAACCGCAAGUGAUCAUCACACCAGAGCACGAAUCCCAAAUCCCGCCGGUCAUAUACUGUGCUAAAAAGAAUGAUUUACAAAUCAGAACUCGAAGCGGCGGCCAUGACUUCGAGGGGCUAUCUUACGUAUCACCAGUCCCGUUCGUGAUCAUUGAUUUGUUCAAACUCAGUGAUACCAGAGUUGAUGUCGCGACAAAAACUGCAUGGGUUGGAGCCGGUGCAACCAUCGGUUCUUUAUAUUACAGGAUCGCCGAGAAAAGCCCGGUUCUAGGGUUUCCCAGUGGGAACUGUGCAACCGUUGGCCUUGGCGGGCAAAUAAGCGGUGGUGGUAUCGGCCUAAUGCCGAGAAAAUACGGGCUCGCCGCAGAUAACGUCGUCGAUGCAAGAAUAGUCGACGUUAACGGCAGAAUCCUGGACAAAAAAUCAAUGGGCGAAGAUCUGUUCUGGGCCAUCCGAGGUGGCGGGGGCGCCAGUUUUGGCGUGAUCACUGCUUGGAAAGUGAAACUGGUGGAUGUUCCAGAAACAGUCACUGUUUUCAAUAUUGACAGAACGCUAGAACAGAACGCGACUCAACUGGUUCACCGCUGGCAGUACAUUGCUCCAGAGGUGAGCAGAGAUUUGCUCAUCGGCCUCGUCGUAACAAGGCAGGGUUCCACAGUUAGGGUUUCAUUCUACUCAUUGUUUCUUGGCGGAAUCGAGAGAUUGCUCGAGAUCAUGAAAGCGAGCUUCCCUGAGUUAGGGUUAGUGAGAGAAGACUGCACCGAAACGAGCUGGAUAAAGGCGGUUUUGUCCAUCGGAGCCGGUUAUCCUAUUGAAACUCCGACACCAGUUCUUCUCCAUAGAACUAAUAUCUACAAAGGAUACUUCAAAGCCAAGUCUGAUUUUGUGCAAGCACCAAUUCCUGAAUCCGGAUUCGAAGGCGUGUGGAGGCUGUUGCUCGAGCCAGAAGGGGCUCAAGCUCGCCUCGAGAUGGUUCCAUACGGAGGAAGAAUGGCGGAGAUUUCUGACUCUGCCAUUCCGUUUCCUCAUAGAGCUGGAAACUUGUAUGAAAUAUUGCAGCUGGCGAACUGGAGAGAAGACGAGAAUCGGGAUUCGGGCAAGUACAUAAGCUGGAUCAGAAGGCUCGAGAGUUACCUGACUCCUUAUGUUUCGAGGAAUCCGAGGGAGGCGUAUAUAAAUGCUAGAGAUCUCGACCUUGGAGUCAACAACGUUCAAGGGAAGACGAGCUACGCGCAAGCCAGCGUUUGGGGGAAGAAAUAUUUCAAGAAAAAUUUCGAUCGUCUUGUUAGGGUUAAAGCACUGGUUGAUCCGAAGAAUUUCUUCAGGAACGAGCAAAGUAUCCCACCGUUUCUCUUACGUUGAGAAUUAAAUGUGUUUGAUUCCGCCAUAGUAUGCCAUAACAUAAUGAAUAAAGUAAAAAUAUGUCCUCUUUUGUACUAUUUGAUGUGUUGCUGCAAUUUGGAUUUGGUAGUGGAAAAAUGAUUUUAAUAGA
This is a messenger RNA of Salvia hispanica, 1724 nucleotides long. The record is from RefSeq and is a predicted model, not a curated record. NCBI's taxonomy places the organism in Eukaryota, Viridiplantae, Streptophyta, Magnoliopsida, Lamiales, Lamiaceae.